GCUUGUUGAGGGCUGUCUUAAGACGGAAUAUGCUAAGCAGAUAGGUUAGUGUUUAUGUGUGCUGCUGGAGAGAUAGACUACUGUAACUGAGAGUGAGGUGGCGUUUCGUUUUCCAUACCAACUGUGCUGCGUGGUCAGUAGAGGCGACAUUGAAUAGACAGAUAUAAUUUUCGGUUAUUCCUUUCCUUUUCGUUUUUCUGUCGACACUGACAACAAACGCAGGUUUCCUGUGUGCAGUCUGGUAGUAGAAAGGACUUGGAAGCGAAAGGGAGUUUGUUCAAAUGGCAGCAAUGACAAUUGGAAUAGAACUAUGCGGUAAUUAAUCGCUGGUGUUGCAGCCAUCUCAUUCACCAUAGCGCGGUUAUCCGUGGCAGCCCUGAACGGGGCUGCACUGUGUCCUGGCCACAGCUUCACUUUCACGGUGGCAAGAGGUGUAUUCAGUUAUUUUGGAUCAGUGCGGGAUUUGAUCUUGAACGUGCAAGGAAGGAACGCGUAACCGCUUAUUGAUGAACGAACCCGUGGUACACCGUUUAUAAUUUACUCGUGAACCGAACUGUACACACUAUACUGUUAUUAUUACCAUUGCUCCAGUCGAGGAGAAAUACUAUGAAUAUGCAGCAACCCGUUUUGAACUGUUGCGAUUGUCAAACGUGAAGUAGCUGUGGCUUGCUUUUUGAGCCAAGGAGAAUAGCCAUAGUUUACCAGUUAUGGUGUUGAUACAUUUAUAAUAGUCCACGACAUUCUACGUUUUAAAUCCACCCUGAACAGCAUAUUGGUGCUCUUUUUUUAAUACGGAGGAUUUAAUUUAUAAUUUCGCGCUGAGUUUGCAGUGACCCUUGGGGACUGCUGGUCUGGAAUAGCAACAAAGGACGGGGGCGUGCAUUCAUGGAAUGCAACUUUGACAGCUCGCCACUACUUAUCUACUGACUUUAUCAGCGGGCAACGGGGACGAACUAGUAAUUGAAGGAAAGAUGGCCGAGAUCCCAACUCCCAGUCCUCUCCAUGAGUUGGACGUGGCCAUAGACCCAGACUUCGAGCCACAAAAACGGCCAAGAUCGUGCACCUGGCCGUUGCCCCGACCCGAGUCCAAUGCGGGGAAACCAGAAAGCAACGACACUGACAUUAUACCCGAAGAAGAGGAUGAUGAAGAGGAACAACAUGCCACUUCCAUGGCCAUCAACGUCAAUGGCACCAGCUCCAGCGUGGGAGCAGACCACCAGAACAGCAACAGCCCUACGGCCGAAGGACUGCUGUCUGGACAGGAGAACGGAGGCUCCCCGCUCUCCUCCCACUCCCCCACGACCACUUCGGGCGCACUCGGCACCAGCGGCCCGGGUUCGCAGACUCCACGGAAGUCUUCGUCGCGCAGGAACGCGUGGGGGAAUCUGUCAUAUGCUGACCUGAUAACCAAAGCCAUAGAGAGCACGCCGGACAAGAGAUUGACUCUGUCUCAGAUUUAUGACUGGAUGGUGAGAUGUGUGCCGUACUUCAAAGACAAAGGCGACAGCAACAGUUCGGCUGGGUGGAAGAACUCCAUCCGGCACAACCUCUCCCUCCACAGUCGUUUCAUCCGUGUCCAGAACGAGGGAACGGGAAAGAGUUCCUGGUGGAUGAUAAACCCGGAGGGAGGGAAAGGCGGGAAGGCCCCCCGGCGCCGGGCUGUCUCCAUGGACAACAGCAACAAGUACACCAAGUCUGCCCGCGGCCGCGCAGCCAAGAAGAAGGCGGCCUUUCAGGCAGUGGUGGCUGGCGAGGGGGGCGGAGACAGCCCCUCGGGGCUUUCCAAGUGGCCGGGCAGCCCCACAUCACGGAGCAGUGAGGAGCUGGACGCCUGGACAGACUUCCGCUCACGCACCAACUCCAAUGCCAGCACGCUGAGUGGGCGCCUCUCACCCAUCCUGGCCAAUCCAGAGCUUGACGAGCUGCUGGACGAUGAGCCGCCACUAUCUCCCAUGCUCUACUCCAGUCCCGGCGAGGCACUGUCGCCUGGGAACACCCCCACGCCCAAUGGGAAGGGACUGCCCACAGAGCUGCCUCGCCUGGCAGACCUGGCGGGCACCAUGAACUUGAACGAGGGGCUGACGGACGACCUAAUGGAUGAGCUGCUGGAUAACAUCGCCCUGGCCCCCACCCCGACUGGACCAGCCACCCAGAGAGGAUCCUCCGGGCUCAGCUUUGGCUCCAAGCUUGCCGGACUGGGCUCCUCCUCCCCAACCACCUCUCCCUCUACUCCAUCCCCCUCUAAUGGUGCAGGCGGCGGUGGCUACUGUAACUCCAUCUUUGGUCCCCUCACAGUGGGCUCCUCCCUGCGGCCCGCCCCCAUGCAGACCAUCCAGGAGAACAAGCAGACGUCCUUCUCCUGCAUCUCCCGCUUCGGGAGCCAGACCCUGCAGGAUCUGCUCAGCUCAGAGGGCCACAGCCACAGCAACGUCAUGAUGACCCAGUCUGACCCACUGAUGUCACAAGCCAGCGCCGCCGCUGUUAUCUCCCAGAACUCCAGGCGAGGCUUUGUUCUCCGCAGCGACCCCAUGAUGACCUUUGGGACCACAGCGUUAGGGCAGGGGGUGCUCCUGCACAACCACAACCAGGGCUCCCUGAGGACACUGAACGGGGGUCCGAGCCUGAACAAUGAGGCCAACAGCCUGGCCAACGCCAAGCAGCAGCUCCUGCACUCUCCACUGGGACUUGGAUCAAACGGCUCCUCCAUGAUGCAGAUUGACUCGUCCCUCUUCCUGAACGGGAGCGUUGGUGGAAGUGGUGGGAUCUGCUCACUAGGCCCUGACCGCUUCCCAACCGACCUGGACCUGGACAUGUUUAACGGGAGCCUGGAGUGUGACAUGGAGUCCAUCAUCAGAAACGAGCUGAUGGACGCAGAUGGCCUGGACUUUAACUUUGACUCCCUGACCAACCUGAACGGACCCAAUCUGGGCAGCUUUACCAGCACCAAGCAGGGACCCCAGAGCUGGGUCCCUGGCUGAAAGAAAGGCCACACCCUAGAGGGGGCAGAGCAGGUACAAACUGUAGAGCAAGAGAAGAUCAGACACAAAGCAUCCUUUUUGCCAAGCCUGCCAUCAGCACAACAUGGGAUAAAUACCCUCUGUUUACACAAGACCUCCUCUAGAGAAAUGUACCUUUUCUUCCACUCAGACGGACCAUGAAUGAUUUGAAGUACACAGACUCACAAGACGUGACCGUCAGAUCCUCAAAGACCCCUGCAAAACAAACAAACAAUCUGAAAUCAUCACAACAAACUCAUCUCAGAAUUAUGCAAUCUUCCUUUGAGCAAAUACCAGUCGGACAAAGUCUAUUGUAAAGAUACAGAGCGAGAGGGGCUGUGUUUUGUUUAUUUGAAGGGUUUUUGGGAAACAAGGACAUUUGGCAAGCAAGGUUGUUGUGUACAAGUAGCUCCUGGAAGAAAAGGACAAAAGAUAAACAAAAGUGAUGUGGUGUAAAAUCUAAUACAGUGGUUUCUGGGAUGUGUUAUGUUGGAAAAUCUUCCUCUGUUUUCACUCAGUGAUUUUAAAUGUUUAAUGUUUGUUUUUAAAUUCCUGUUUUACCAUCAUCACUGUUUCUGCACCACAGUUGUUUUAUAAAGAAACGAUUGAUGAAAUGAAAGAGAGGAAUGAGACAGUUUCUGCACUCAAAAUAGCGACAACACACACAUGUUGCACACACACCGAUGAUGUCAAACAAUAAUGCCAUAUGCAUUUCAGGUUUUUGGUGUUUUGUUCUUUUCCUUUUACAUGAGUUUGAUUGAUUAGUCACGGUUUUAAAAUGCCUUAUAUAAAAAAACUGUAAAAAAUAGAAAAAAACAAGAAGAAGAAGUCUGUCAUGGAUCUGUGUACAGUACAGUGGAAGCUUCAACUUAAAGGAAGAGCCGAGGAGGAGGAGUUUAGACCUUCUUUCUAGUUAAUGGGUGGGGUAAUGUCAACGUGUAGUAGUACAGCAUAUGUAGCCAAAAUAAAUACCUAUGUCCUAGCA
Oncorhynchus gorbuscha (pink salmon) is the source of this 3981-nucleotide messenger RNA. RefSeq names its product forkhead box protein O3-like. Gene Ontology annotation, biological process: regulation of transcription by RNA polymerase II. Gene Ontology annotation, cellular component: mitochondrial matrix; nucleus. The transcript has 3 exons. Bases 972 to 2978 code for a protein of 668 amino acids. Lineage: Eukaryota; Metazoa; Chordata; Actinopteri; Salmoniformes; Salmonidae. Gene Ontology annotation, molecular function: RNA polymerase II cis-regulatory region sequence-specific DNA binding; DNA-binding transcription factor activity, RNA polymerase II-specific. The record is from RefSeq and is a predicted model, not a curated record.